Messenger RNA from Westerdykella ornata, 3036 nucleotides. RefSeq lists its product as uncharacterized. The coding region runs from base 1 to 3036 and encodes 1011 amino acids. The transcript has 5 exons. Gene Ontology annotation, cellular component: cytosol. The record is from RefSeq and is a predicted model, not a curated record. Lineage: Eukaryota; Fungi; Ascomycota; Dothideomycetes; Pleosporales; Sporormiaceae.
AUGGCAGAAGCAGAGAAGGAGGAGAAGCCGAAGGCAAAACCCUGGCUCACGCGCUUAAGGCUUGCACUCGGUCCUUAUACUGUCCACUUCAAGAACCCGGGGUACAUUAAAGAGGAGACUCUGCGUAUGCUUAUGUUUGAUGUGUGCAAGAAAAUCCUGGAAGAGACGCGCAGGAACUUUGAGCUUCGUGAAGAACUUGGCCUCUCCCACGAGUUUUGGGACGAUCUGUCGCAAGUACUGAAAGCCGCUAUACCGUCCCUCGAACGUCGUUGUUUUGCGGCCCCCGACCCAGCUACACCGGAAUAUGAGGGGCUAUGCGGACCGCUCAUCGCCUCCUGUUCGACAAGUCUGUUGAAGGAUCUGGAAAGGUUGAAUCAGCUUGUGGCGAUUGCUCGCAAUGUGUUGACUUGUGGAGAGAAGGCGCAGAACCUGGCAGCGGCGCGACUAUUCGACAAGGACAUCUUCGCCUUGAUCAACGUCUGUGUACGAGUGACAGCCAGAGGAUACGAUGGAGAAGCAGGCACGCAGGAGGAGGGGAAAUGGCAGGAUGUUAUCAAUGCUUACAAAAAGCUUCUCAUCACCUGCCUCCAGUUCCUGAACAACUUGGUGUCGCGGAACGAGCAAAGGAAGCUCAUGCUAUGGAUCGAGCUCUUCGACAGUCACUUAGACAACGACCUCCCAAAUUUCGCGGAUAUGAAAUACAAAAUGGUCGAAGACACACAGGCGGACACAGACUCGGCACCCAAAGUCGAGGUUCCGCCGCCUGCGCGCAAGACCCCAUACGGACCUGAUGCUUUCAAGAUUCCUCAACAACCGGCUUCGUCUCCGUUCCUUCUCUACAUAGGCGAGAUUGGACAUGAAGUCAAAAAGUCGCUCGCCCAGCAAGGCGAAAAGACGGGUGCAACGGAGAUUGCGGCUGAAUGCAGAAGACGGUGGCUAACCAUGCCAGAAGAGGAGAAGAACAAAUGGAAUAUGCUGUAUGCGGACGUCGUUGCCAGAUAUCGUGACGAGAUCACCCAGUCCAGCGUGUACAAGAAGGUCUCAGAUCGACAGACUACGGGUUCAGAAAGUGAUCGGAGGAGCGAGGAUCGCAGCCAAGCUCUCGCGGACGACCUAAGCCAGCUUCAGCACGAAGUCGAUCAGGCUCCAGGUGCGCCAUCUUCCGAGGCUUCCCGACAAGACCCGCCGGCCACUGGCGGGGAGCAAGGGAAGCAGCCACCACGGCCUAUACAGACUGAUAGCACAUGGGAUUCGGGUGCCUGGCGACGGUCUCCGGCAGGUGAGAGCGAUUUCCGCGUGACCUACCCGCCAUCAUUUGGAGCCGAGAUCCUUCGGAGUGGGAAGGAAGACCUGUUGAAGCGUCUCGAACCCGAUUCGGAUCGUCCUGGAGGUCCGCUAACAUCUGACGUAGCCUCCCCGAGCUCCCCUCCCCCCGAGGAGGAUGACAAUGAUGAUGACUAUGAUGACAUCCCUGGUGAUGAGAGCCGCGGCUUGCUCACCGACGUACCUUUGAUUCUUGGUCCUACCGAGAUCGAAGUGCUGCCGAUGAUCAUCAUGGGAGGCAUUGUCGAGCCUGCGGAAGGGCAGCCAGGAUGGCACCCUGAUCCAGUGGUGAUGAGUAGCAUCAGAAGCAUGCAUGGGGUGCGGUGCCAUCUCCUGCUUGCGCAGGAUAAUGGUCGUAACCUUUUGCGAGAGCUUCUCAUCUUUGUCGCUGCCUGGGACCUGCGGGAGGAUGAACUGUACUUCAAAUUCAUGGUCAAGAUUAUGGAAGCAAUACUUGCCAACCAGCUACUGCCCUUCGCCUAUCAUGCUUUCAGGGAAUCUGAGUCCAAAGAUAUCAUUUCCCCCGCACAAGCCGUCAUCAUGAAACUACUCACCAUCAUCUUCAAACAGCGUCAAGCGCAGGCUACCUCAACGGGGCAGCCAGGCAGCCCACCACAAGUGAAUCAGGGCGAUGCACACAUGGUCAACUUCCUCCUGACCGAGUUUCGAAGACAUAUUAUCCCACAGACGUGCGCCCUCAUUUUCCUGCAAGGGCAGAUAAGAGCUGGUCACGCACAGCCUGAGGAUUUCCCGUUGAACCUCUGGGAUAUGGAGCGCAUGUAUGAAGGCGUGUACCAGUAUCUCGAAUUCUUUGCCAUCCUAACAGAGCACUCGGUCUGGAAAAAGAUGCUGAGCGAUUGGGAGAUAUCGACUGAGCUUGUCACGCUUCUGAAAGAACUUGAUGCCGCCAUCCCCAAGGGCCAACUGUCUGUUCCUCCCCUUACUGCAGCUGCUCGAGCUCCUGCACCGCCAUCGCAGCAUCCAAACCCACCACAACCCCAGCAGCAACAGCAGCCGGCUGAUACUGAGCCCUCUCAGCCCGUUAUCGUGGAGCGGCCGUAUGAUGUUGCUCCUGGCGGCACAACCCAAGAAGGAUACAUACCUUCACCUCGACUCUACAUUGACGAGGCGCCAGAUGAGCCUUCCGACUUCGAAUGGCGGAAUCUCAAGAAGCUCGCGGUCCUUGUCCUAUCGUCGCUUGUGUGGAAGAAUCGCCAAGUGCAAGAUCAGGUCAGACCCCUUGGCGGUAUCGAAGCCGUCCUCAACUGCUGCAGCUACGACGAGCACAACCCAUACAUAAGGGAACACGCUAUCAUGUGUUUGCGCUUUCUCAUGGAAGGUAACAAGGAGAAUCAGGACAGGAUUAGAGCACUAGAGAGAUAUGUGGAGGAAAAUAAGGCCGCCUCUGCAUCUAAUUCUGCACAGCCGCCUGCGCCGCGAGUACAAGUGCCUAACGAAGUGCUAGACCAGCAGGGGUAUGAAACCUACAUGGACAGCAAAGGUCAAGUCAUGCUGAGGAAGAGGGAGGUCAAGCCCCCUAUUGCACCAGCGCCUGCAAAGGGAAAAGCAAAGCUGGACUCACGAGAUCCGAAAGAUCUCGAACGCCUCGUGCAGCAGGUAAUGAGUGAGUUACCAAAGGUGCAGGGUGUGAGGCAUGAUGCUGAGCAGGCGGCGGCAUUGGCGAAGCUGGACAAACGAUUUGGUGUCGAUUGA